UUUAUAUUCGGUGUUUCCAGCCGGACAUUAAAAUCGGGUGCUAUAUUCAACUGUUCGUACCGCUGGUUUUCUUUUUUUAUUACUUUUGUUUUUACUUUAGUUGCUUAUUUCUUAAAUGUCGCCAGCUGUUUGCCUUUGCAUUAAACGGUGUUUAUUAUACAUUGUAACAAAUAUAACUUUUAUUGCUCACCAGUUCGGUAUCUCAAUACCAUGAGCAGCAGCUGUGUUUCUCCGCAAGCAAGUAACUUUAGAUCAUCUCUGUGCUCACUUCUCACUAGACCAUCCAUCAGAAAUCAAUUGCAGGUGAUCUGCAAAAGUUUCUUCUGCUCAUGGCCUCAGUCUGUGCUGAUGUUCGAGCUGUUUUGCCCUCGACGGUGUCUGAAUUCCCCCUUCACUUCAGCGAGAAGAUUGAAUUGAGUGUGCUGAAGCUUCUUGAGCUGGCUAGAGAUCAGCUGUACAGUGAAGCAGAUUGCCCGGCUUCUGCUCAGAGAGCUCAGGUUAUUAUCGAUUAUUCCUGGGAGAAGCUCAACACUGGGACAUGGAGAGAUGUGGACAAGGAGUGGAGGAGAGUUUACUCUUAUGGCUGCUUAUUCAAAGUCUUAAGUUUAUGUCAUGGAAACCCCUCUCAAUGCGACACCCAAGAGGCCAUUAAAACAUGUGACAUGGGUUUGUUGAUGGGAGCAGGCAUCAUGGACAACAUUCUGCAAAGGCUUGUUGGUGUCUUAAGAAAUAAAUUGAAAAUGGAGAGUCCAAACAAAACAGGAAGGAGCGGAGAACCCUGUUCAAAGGUGAAGUCAUCUCUUAUAAAGAAAAUGAAACUGGACUGUGUGUCUGAGCCAGUAAUAAACCCUGCACAAGCAGUGCCUAGGAUUCAUUGUCCAUCCCUGGAGCGCUUUAGGUCAGAUUUCCUGGAUCCUAAGAAACCUGUGAUUAUAGAGGGAAUAACUGACCACUGGCCGGCCUUUACACAGCAUCCAUGGAGCAUAGAGUACUUGCGAACUACCGCUGGCUGCCGGACGGUACCUAUUGAAGUGGGAUCCAAGUACACCGAUGAAGAGUGGUCACAAAAACUCAUCACAGUUGAUGACUUCGUAGAUCGCUACAUUAUAGGAACAGCAGAGAAUGGAGUGGGAUAUCUGGCUCAGCAUCAGUUGUUUGAUCAGGUUCCAGAGCUGAAAGAAGAUAUUCGCAUCCCAGACUAUUGUUGUCUUGGAGAGGGAGAUGAGGAUGACAUUACAAUUAAUGCCUGGUUUGGGCCUGGAGGGACCGUGUCUCCUCUCCACCAGGAUCCUCAACAGAAUUUUUUGGCACAAGUGGUUGGAAGGAAAUACAUCAGGCUCUACAGCCCAGAUGAAACCAAAUAUCUCUAUCCACAUGGGUCACAGCUACUGCACAACACCAGUCAGGUGGAGGUGGAGAAUCCAGAUCUUGUGACGUUCCCAGACUUCUCCAAAGCCUCAUAUCAGGAGUGUGUUCUCCGUCCCAGAGAUGUCCUCUUCAUCCCUCGACAGCACUGGCAUUAUGUGCGCUCUCUAGAGCUCAGCUUCUCUGUCAGUUUUUGGUGGUCCUGAUUUGUACAGAAUAAAACUUGUGUUGUCAAGUCUUGUAUUAUCUUUAUUUGCACAAAUUUAUUAGACUCUUAAGCACAUAUUUAUAAAUGUAUUGCUUACUGUAGGAUGAUGGCAUUAUUAUUCAGUAUUCAUAUUAAAUGUGCAUUUGACAUCUUUUCUUUUGUUACAAUUGAAAUGUAAAUACAAUUUCUUAACAUCAUACCCUUUUUCUUGUAUUUAAAUAAUUAGUUUUAUUACAUUAAAUUGUAAGUUAGAAGUCAAUUCAACUAAAUACGUCUGCUAAAGUAAUAUGUAAAUCUUAACAUGGCAAAAAGUAUUAACCUUUUUUAAUGUCUGUUUAGAUAUUUUUCUGAAGCAGCAAUGUAUUCACGCUAUACAUUUUAAAAUAUAUUGAACGGUAUGUAUUUCUUUAUACAAUCUGAA
Puntigrus tetrazona (Sumatra barb) is the source of this 1994-nucleotide messenger RNA. RefSeq names its product lysine (K)-specific demethylase 8 (gene kdm8). Gene Ontology annotation, cellular component: nucleus. NCBI's taxonomy places the organism in Eukaryota, Metazoa, Chordata, Actinopteri, Cypriniformes, Cyprinidae. Gene Ontology annotation, molecular function: histone H3K36 demethylase activity. Bases 330 to 1571 code for a protein of 413 amino acids. The transcript is spliced from 7 exons. The record is from RefSeq and is a predicted model, not a curated record.